GUCGGCCCGCAAUACCCCACCACCAACCGCGCCGGUCGUCACUGUCGAAGAAGCUCGCUCGGAGGAUGAAGAAACUGACGUGGCCGAGCUGGAGGCGAAACGAAUCGACUUGAUGGGGAAGCGGGCAAGCAAGACCGGGACGAUGAACAUGGAGUUUGAAUUCCCACCUACGUCUCCGAAAAGUGCCGGCGCUGAAGAUUCGGAUGCUGCGGAUGUGGCCGUUGAGCCGAAGAGCAUUGAGGUUCCGCCGCCGCUGGUCGUAGAGAAAGAGACAGUGUCUAGUGUGAGGACUGAGGGUAACGUCUAUGAUGACCUGGGCGAGACAGAGGACAUCCCGUUGUAGUCAGUAACCUCUCUGAUUCCUGUACUUUCCCCUUCCGUUUCAGCUUU
This is a messenger RNA of Mycena citricolor, 390 nucleotides long. Lineage: Eukaryota; Fungi; Basidiomycota; Agaricomycetes; Agaricales; Mycenaceae. The record is from the annotation of a GenBank genome assembly.